Gossypium arboreum is the source of this 2175-nucleotide messenger RNA. RefSeq names its product serine/threonine/tyrosine-protein kinase HT1-like. Gene Ontology annotation, molecular function: protein kinase activity; ATP binding. Bases 848 to 1888 code for a protein of 346 amino acids. The transcript is spliced from 4 exons. Lineage: Eukaryota; Viridiplantae; Streptophyta; Magnoliopsida; Malvales; Malvaceae. Gene Ontology annotation, biological process: protein phosphorylation. The record is from RefSeq and is a predicted model, not a curated record.
ACAAGAGAAGUUUGGAAUUGAAAUGUAGGGGCAGUGAAAGCAAUUGAAAAGAACAAGUAGGCCGACAGAGAGAGGGGCAAAAAGGGAAAAAAGAAGAGGAAAUGGCGCGGUGAGAAAAUAAAGAGAGGGAGAGGGGUAAAUAUGAAAAGAGAAUGGGCAGAAGACUGAAAGCCAUAAUCGGCAAGAGCCAGAUUGUCUCCUCAGAAGUGGAUCUUCGCACGUUAUCAAUGUUUGCCGACUCUUCAACCGUUAAUUAAUAAAAUAACAUUAGCUUUCUUUUUUUUGUCAUUUAGGUGAAUAGCUUACAAAUAUACCUAGAUGUAUAUUUUAAUAAGUACAAAAUGAAAAAAUUGUGAUGAAUUAAUCCUGAUAUUAAGUUUAUGGUUGGUAUAUGAAUAUUCUAAUUAAUCUUAAAUUAUGUUUUUACCAUCACAAAACCGUUAUCAGUGUAAUACCGAGCUAAUAAACCAUCAUUUUAAAUGAUAUUGCACGUAUAAUCUAUCUCUUCUCUCUCUCUCUCUCUCUUUUUAAGCAUUUGAAUUAGUUAUUUUCCUUCUCUUCUUCCUUUUUUCACUCUUCUCUCUUUUUAAGCUGAUAUGCCUGUCUUUCAUUCAAGUCAUAAUCAAAUCAAAUCUUUGAUGCAAAUAUAGUUCUUUAGCGACCUUUCGGUAAGACAAUCUUCCAAAGAUGCUCGGUGCAUCGGAAUAUUAUUCAUUGGGAAGAGGAUCUACCAUUAAUUACUACACGCCUCAAGCUCUGCAACAAUUGAAAAGAUUUUACUCUGCAAUUAAAAAGGAAUCACCACGAGGUUGAUUUGAUGAUUUUCUUUGAGUUUUGGUGCUAAUCCAUGAAGAAUUUUUACUGGUUUAAGCAAAUCUCAAACAAUGUUAAGUCAGAGAGGAGGCUUUCUCUUGGGGAAUACAAAAGAGCAGUUUCUUGGUCUAAGUAUUUGGUUUCCUCUGGCGGUGAGAUAAAAGGAGAAGGAGAAGAAUGGAGUGCUGACAUGUCACAGUUGCUUAUUGGCAACAAGUUUGCUUCAGGUAGACAUAGUAGGAUUUAUAGAGGGAUAUAUAAGCAAAGGGAUGUGGCAAUUAAAAUUAUCAGCCAGCCUGAGGAGGAUGAGAAUUUAGCUAACUUUCUUGAGAAGCAGUUCAUUUCUGAGGUGGCUUUGCUUUUUCAUUUGAGGCAUCCCAAUAUUAUCACUUUUGUUGCAGCUUGUAAGAAGCCUCCUGUGUUCUGUAUAAUCACCGAGUAUCUUGCAGGUGGCUCAUUAAGAAAGUAUUUGCAUCAGCAGGAGCCAUAUUCAGUCCCACUUAAUUUAGCUCUAAAAUUAGCUCUUGAUAUUGCACGUGGGAUGCAGUACCUUCAUUCACAAGGAAUACUUCACAGGGAUCUCAAAUCAGAAAAUUUACUCCUUGGAGAAGAUAUGUGUGUGAAGGUGGCAGAUUUUGGUAUUUCAUGCUUAGAAUCUCAGUGUGGUAGUGCAAAGGGAUUUACAGGUACUUAUCGGUGGAUGGCACCUGAAAUGAUUAAAGAGAAACAUCAUACAAAGAAAGUAGAUGUUUACAGUUUUGGCAUAGUCCUUUGGGAGCUUUUAACGGCUUUGACACCAUUUGACAACAUGACUCCAGAACAGGCUGCAUUUGCAGUCUGCCAAAAGGAUGCAAGACCACCGCUACCCUCCUCCUGUCCGCUUGCGUUUAGUCAUCUCAUCAACCGAUGCUGGUCAAGCAAUCCCGAGAAGCGACCACAGUUUGAGGAGAUAGUUUCGAUUUUGGAAAGUUAUGCGGAAUCCCUCGAAGAGGAUCUGGAAUUUUUUAAGACUUAUAAACCUUCUUCAGGUCGUACUAUUUUGAGAUGCCUGCCAAAAUGUAUUACUUUGGAUUGAAUUGCUAAGAUGUAUAAUGAUGUGUGAUGCUAAGUGUACCAUAGUGUUUACUUGUCUAGGUAGGUUCAGAUAUUCAACUGAACUCUACCUAUAUAUAUAUAUAUAUAUAUAUAUGCGCUUUUGAUAUAGGUAUUCUUAUUUCCUUCAAAUUUUAUGUACCAAUCUGAAGUUGUACAACCAAACAAAAUAUUGUGUAGUGUGUUUGUUUCACUACAACCGUUUUCGAUUAUUUUGAGGGUAGGGGGUGUUAAUUGCAAGAAUGAAAUUAUUCUAUUUAAAGAUUUUAA